Molecule: messenger RNA, 1061 nt
Organism: Panicum virgatum (switchgrass)
Lineage: Eukaryota; Viridiplantae; Streptophyta; Magnoliopsida; Poales; Poaceae
Product: transcription initiation factor TFIID subunit 7-like
Exons: 5
Coding region: 131-718 (195 amino acids)
Biological process (GO): transcription initiation at RNA polymerase II promoter; RNA polymerase II preinitiation complex assembly
Cellular component (GO): transcription factor TFIID complex
Molecular function (GO): RNA polymerase II general transcription initiation factor activity
Source: RefSeq, a predicted model, not a curated record
GGCCCGAACGAUAAGCGCAGCUGGGGGGAAUUGGCCCUGUCCUCUGCCGCUCUGCGCGAUUCAGCCCGGCGAGCGCUCGCCUGCGUCGGUUCCCCCCCCCCCCCCCCCCACUGGAAUUGGAGCUGCUGCGAUGGAGGAGCAGUUCAUCCUCCGCGUGCCGCCGUCCGUGGCGGAGCGGAUCGAGCGCCUCAUGAAUGAAUCCGCCGCCGCGUCCUCCUCCAACCCUGACGACACCUCCCUCGACCUCUCCUUCUCAGAGGAUGGAAGAAAUGGUACAUUUAUGAUUGGUAAUGAGAGCUUUCCUGCAUCUCUUUUGGAUCUACCUGCGGUGGUGGAGUCAUACAAGACGUAUGAUGAUUCUGUACUAAUUAAAACUGCUGAUAUUGGCCAGAUGAUUAUGGUAAGAGAAGAAAAUGACCCUGUUCCUGAGGGAGUUGAAUACAAGCAUGGGCUUACUCCUCCAAUGAGGGAUGCACGCAGACGCCGUUUCCGCAGAGAACCAGACUUGAGUGCAGAGCUGGUUAACCAAGUUGAGAAGCAUCUCAUCAAUAUUAUGCACGGAGUAUCUGUCAACCAGAAUGCCAGUGUGAUAGGAGGCGCGGAAGGUGGUGAUCGUAAGAAACCUCCAGUGGCUCGUGCACCCAAGCAGCCUGAUGUUCAAGAGCCAACUGCGAAUGGUGAGGAACCUGAGAGGAGUGACUCGGAAGAGUCUAACUGAAGUGGACCUGAAUAGUACAGCGUCAAUGGCCCAAGUGACCCAGGCUAAACUUGCACUUUAAACCAGUGUAUGUCUAUAAUGACGAUGGCUGUUGUCUCAUGCAUGAUGUUGACAAUUAUCAUAAAAUUAUUAUUAGACUUCAGCAUGCGAUGGAGUUGAGAAGUCAGAUUAAUGCUCAACUCUACUUAAAAAACUUCUCAUCAUGAGGUUGAGAAGUCAGAUUAAUGCUCAACUCUACUUAAAAAACUUCCAGUUGGUUAGUAUCUUGUGACAUAGUCCUUUCCGUACAUAUACGUACAGACAGUAUAUGUAUUGAUUUUCUCAUCAAUUUGCUUACCAAGCA